CGCCGUCAUCGGUCCGCGCGCCCAAACGUUUGGACCCGUUCCCGCAAAGUCCCCGCCGCCGCCGACAAGCGGUAUCACGCGAGUUUCACUCGGACCCGCGGAAUAGGGACGGCCCGGGGUUUUCCUCCGCAGCGCUGUGGUUUUCCACUUUUUGCGUGUGCCGACACAUGGCUGCUGCGGGCCGAACGGUCGGCGACGGGCCGGCUGGAGUUUUGUUGCGACAAUAACGUCGUUCGCUCGUCGCGCCGCAGACGACCGCACGACCCCGCGACAACGUUAAAAUAACGAAAGUAAUAUUUUCGUCGUUAUUAUUAUGGGAAACAAAUGCUGCAAAAACCAGUCGUCCACGUACAGUAGCGCCAACGCGACCAUCAGAUCGUUCUCGUCCUACAACUCUUCGAUCCUCCGAUCGGGCGGAAGUCAUGCAAUCACUUUUGGAACCUCUACUCGUGCUGGUGACUCCUUAACCACCCUCACCAUGAAGUCAAGUAAUAACUCGGAUGUUGGUAGUAAGGAUUACCAAGGUGGCUCAUCGAGCACUGUUGGCCAAGAAGAUCUGAUUCCAAUAUUUUUGAGACGCCUUAACGACCUUAACAUCAGAGUCGGGACCAGAACUAGGUUUUUGAUCGAGCUCGAUGACGCUACGGGUGUUCAGGUCCGUUGGUACCACAACAACGUAGAAGCCGACAAUGAAAGAUACCAGUACAUUCACGAAGGAGGGUUUUAUUGUUUGGACAUUGUUCCUGUGACGUUGUUCGACGAAGGUCUAUGGGUGUGCACCGCGCAAAACUACGCCGGGAAAUCGUCGACUGCUGCUCAUUUAUCGCUAACCGUUCCGAAAGCGUUUAAAAAACCAAUUUUCGUCGAGCAGCUGAAGGCAGUGCUGACGCAGCGUGGAAUCGUCUCACUGGAGUGCAAGGUGAUCGGCGUCCCGACGCCCAAGUUACGAUGGUACAAAGACGACAAGGAGAUCAAAGCCGGCGACAUAUUCGCGCUGACGGCGAAUUCCGAAGAAGACUGCCUGGGCAUUUACACGUGCGAGGCGACAAAUGUCAUGGGCACCGCGUUGUCUACGUCAAAAAUACAAGUGACUCACACGCCACUCGACGGAAACCACGACGCAGACAGUCUCAUACCAUACGGGCCGCCACCGAAGUUCGUGAAAUUUUUAAAAAACGCGUCCGGAAAAGUCGGCAGCGUACUGUUUUUGGAAUGCCAAGUCGAAGUACCACCAUGGCCCCGAAGUAUAGGAUGGUAUAACGAUAAUGGCAUAGUAAACGAAGGGCCAUUGUACCACCUGUUGGCUGAUGGCUUGGGCAUGUAUGGCGUUGAAAUAAAAUCACUCAGAGCCGAUCAUAGCACCACUUGGAAAUGUGUCGCUACUAGUUCGACUGGAGCGAAGGCUGUUACUUCAUGUGUGGUUUCAGUGUCAUACCCAAAGAAUUACCGGGUACCAAGAUUUUUAGAAAGCCUAAGGGCAAUCAUGACCGAUGAAGGUUUAGUUAGCUUUGAAUGCAAGGUCAUCGGAUACCCUACGCCACAACUCUUGUGGUUCAAAGACGGCAAGCAACUUCAACCUGGAGACGUUUAUGAGUUAACUGGGAGUAAAUCUUUAGGUAGCUAUUGUUGUGUCGCCCGAAACUGCAUGGGCGAAACAAGUAGCCUUGCUGAACUUACGAUAGAAGACAUCCAAAAUCAAUUGAACGAAAGUGAAAAACUUCAACUAACGUCAAACACACAGCCACCAAGAUUUUUAUUGGGACUUAAGAGUAUUGAGGCUAACAUUAAUGAAUCUUUUGUUUUUAUGAUAAAAGUCACAACUGAAUCUACACCUUCAAUCAGCUGGUAUAAAGAAGAUGAACAACUAACUGAAUCAAAUCGAUACCAGUUUUCUACUGAAGACAAUGGGACAUAUAUUUUAAACAUAGUUCCGCUCGAAAUUGACGAUCAGGCGGAAUGGAAGUGUGUGGCAAUCAACAAGUAUGGUCAAACUGCAACGUCUAGUUUCUUGAAGUUAAAUAUUCCAAAAAAUUUCAAACGUCCGAGAUUCCUCGAGGAACUGCGAAUAGCGUUCUCAAACGAGGGUUCGGUUAACUUAGAGUGCAAAGUAAUUGGCGUCCCGCAACCGCAACUGAAAUGGUUUAAAGACGGCCAAGAGCUAAAUCCCGGUGACAUGCACAAAAUAAUUUCAGGACAAAGUGGUACGUGCUGUUUGGGUACUUACACUUGUCAGGCACACAACUGUAUGGGAACGGUGUCCAGUUCAGCAACACUAUUGACAAUGGAAGAUAAGUCCACGGUCAAAUCUUGCGCAUCGGAAGAGUAUUUAUCUGUCGGGAAUCCGCUUGUACGCAAUGAAUCCUUGUCGACAAUCCCCGAAGAGAGGACAAGCCAAAUGGAAAAAUCGUACACCAUUGAAGAACCCGCUGACAUUUCAUUUUCAUUUGACGGCAAAGAAGUGACCGUUUCACUUUAUGAAACUCCAGACCUAACGCACGACGAAGCAUUGCAAAUCAUUGAAAUGUAUGCGGACGAACUUUCUGAACAUAUAUCAGAAGACAAUGUUGUUGAUUUGCCUUCGUUGCGAAUUGUAAAAGAAUCGUCGAUUUCCGGCCCGGUUAUGAUGGAAGCUUUGGUUAUAGACGUACCUAUCGAUUUUUGCCGACAACAAACAGUAUCAGACACUGAAUUCGAUGGCGUUUCACUGACCGAAGACAUUACUCUUGCAAUUAACGAUAAAAGCGAAAGCAUAUGUGAAAAUAGUCUGGAAUAUUUUUCGGACCAUUUGUCGUCUGGAAAUUCGAAGCGUGAGGAGUUUUAUAGUGCGAGUGAAACGACGCCUAAACAUUCAUCAGUGAUUUUAAAACAGCAAUCGGGAGACGAUGGCCAUCAGUCUUUCCACACACCAAAACUAUUUAUGUCAGACUCCGACGAUCAGAUUUUAACGCAACUGAAAUUAGACGAAAAACUUUUAUCUCAGAAUUCUACACAUGUAACCGGACCAUUGGCUCGGUCUGAAAGUAAUAACACCGAAGAAGAAGUGUCUGAAACAUUGGCUGAAAUAGAAAACGAACCACCAUUAUCACAUAAUUAUUGUGCAACUGAAAUUGUUACUCAAUCUGACGAAGAUGGAUUAUACUCAACAGUAUUGAACAAAAUACGUGGUAAAGGAAUGGCGAGUGUGAUACUUAGUUCAGAAGAAGACAACGUUUUGAAAAUUAUUUCCAGACCAAAUGUGGAUGAAUUUUUAAAAUAUAUGAAAAUUAUUUUGGAAGGUACAAUGGUAAAAAUGCGCACUCACGAAAAUUUUAAUUUCACUAGUACGACAACUGAACUUGAACGUUCGAUCCAAGCACUACAUUCACUGGCGUGGAAAUUUAUUGAAGAAACGGAGAGAAACGACGUUUCAGAGUUGGAAAAAAAUACGGCUGAUAAUGUAUCAAGUUUAAUGACUGCAAUAAACGCGAGUUUGUUAGCAUUAGAACAAAUCGAUGAUCCAUUUGGUGUUUCAGAUAAUAUACUAAACGAAAUACAAUCAUCCGUAUGUUUUGAUUUAGAAACGCUCAACAAUAACAACCUUCCGGCCACGGAAAUUUUAGAUCGUUUGUCAGACCAAAUAAAAAACUUCACAAUUGUUGUCAAUAAACAGGUAGCCCGAGUUACAGAACAACGUAUUAUAGCUGUGUUACAAAACACGAUCGGCACUACUUUGGUAUAUAUAAAAACGCUACAGCAAAAUUGUUCUAAAAUAAAAUGCGUGGACAUAAAUUCAUUGGCCCCUUUAUUUUCAAUGGUACAACCAUUAGAAACUAUUUUAAAUGACAUAGCUGAUAUGGAAGAGGCAUCGAUGGACGAUAACAAACCUAACUUUAAAUUAAAACAAAUAUUAAUACCCCCCAUUAGUUCUAUUGCAUUUGCUUUAGAUAAUUUAAAUACAGCAUUAAAAAGUGAUAGUUCAGAUGACGAUCAAGAUUUAAAAGAUAUAUACGACAGAAUAAAUGAAUCAACUCAUCAAUUUAUGACACUCGCUUCGCAUGGCAUGGAAAGUAAUAAAAUAGCUGAAUGUUUCAUAUCUUUCACAAAACCGAUUAACGAUUUAUGUUGUCAUCUGAGACGGUUAGGCAGAUCAACGGAAAAUAUUGUGUCUUCUGAUUACGGAUCUGACGAUAAACUAUUACUAGAUUUUGAGACACUUUUUGACGAAUUGAUGAUAGAUAUUGACACAUUAAUCAACAAUGUAAAUUUUGUUCAAGAUUCCGAAAACAAUAUGAAUCCUUUAGGAUCUUUAUUAGAACCAUUGCAAGACAUGAAAAUCGGGUUGUUCCAAGUUAAUCAAGUUUUGCUUUCAAACCAAACUGGUUCAACCAUGAGUUAUGAAGUUAUGAGUUGUUUUGAACAUUUAUCUCAGCAACUCGUUCAACUCAACAAUUGUAUUGUGAAUCAAUCAAUAGUAGAAGAGACAGACAAGGAAAUACCAUUUGAGUCUUCAAUAAAAAUGAUGCAAAACAUUCUAUUCGACGAUGCUAUUGAUGAUUUAGGUGUAAACGGAAUACUUUUUGGUAGUGUUAUGAAACCUCUUUUGCAACUUCAAAAUCUUAUUGUUUCAAAAAUGGCUUCAGUAGAAAGUGACCUUAGUUUUUCAGAGCAUACUGAUGUUACUGGUGGGGCUUGUGAUACACAAUCAUUGAGUUUAUCCUUGUCAAACAACGCACAGACCGUCUUAGAUAAAACUGCCAAUGAGAACUCGAAACAAGUAUUAAUUGAAUCAUCAAUCAUAGAUAGUUUAGAUAAAGAUUGUGAUAAGCAAAAUAAUAUACAUAAGGAUACUCUCGAAAUAGAAAAAGAUUCAAUACUUUUUGAAAAUAACAUGAAUAAUGAUUUAGUUAUAAAAAGAGGUUUUGAAUGCAAUAUUGGGGAAACAUUCAAAUACGAUGAACCAAAUAUCAUAACAUCUGAAGAUGAUCGAGACAAUUCUGGUUUUGAAGCACUGUUUGAUGAAACUGAUUUGGAAACGAUAAGUGAUUUUGUUGAAGAUGUAUGUUUGGAUAAUAUUAUGAAUUCUAAAGUUGAUGAUAAAUUAUCAGAUUUAUUAAUGAGUGAAAAAGAUAUUGAUAGUAUACACCAGAAAACUGAUGAUAUUAUUCCAGAACAUGUAUUAGAAUCAUUAGAAAAAAGUAAACAACAGGACUUAAUUUUAAAUUCACCAGUGGAUUUAUUUGAGGAACUUCAAGAAACAUUAAAAAAUAUGUCUGAAGUAGCACGAGAUGGAACAACAAAAAUGUACGACUUGGAUAAUAAUAAAUUAAACCAUAAUGAUUUACAAAAAAUUGAUUCGACCGAUACUAAUCAAAUUUGUAAUGAAACUAAUAACUUAUUAGACGGUUCAAUAGAUGUAGAUCAAAACAAUGAAAGCGAGACGUUUAAAAAUAAAUAUAUAAGUAUUAGUGAUCAAAAUGUUUACAAAGAAGAACAAGUGUUUGAAAUAGGACAGGACGUAGAUUUCGUUGAGAAUUUAGAAUGUUUAGACUCUGAUAAAUCAAUAUCUAAUAACACGGUUAUUACAGUUAAUGACAUUUCUGAUUCAAGUGAAGUUAAAAUGAAAAGAACUGAUAUGACGAACAAUUUAGAAACUGUUGUUGAUCUACUUGAAUCUAAAACAGUAGAUAAUGUGCCGGAUGAAAAUGAACCUUUAAUUAACUCUGUAGAUGUGCUGAAUAAAAAUGAAUGUUUAAUUACAUCUUUACAUAAUGUGGUGUCAAAAAUAAAUGACAAUGAUGCAGAAACUCAGGAAUCUGUAAUAUCGAACAAAUUAAAUGCUACUGAGUCUAUUAAAAAUAUAACGAUUCUUUCAAGUGAAGAUAUUAUGAUUGAUACAAAUAAGUUAAACGAAUCCAAGGAAAUGAAUACUAUAAAUAAUUAUAAUGACGCAGAAAAUGAAGAUACAAUGUUAAUGAAAGAAGUUGAAAUACUACCAAUUAGAGAAAACGUUUCACACAAGUCAUCUUCACAAAAUGAUGCUGUCAUAAAUGAAAUUGAUGCAAUUCAUAAUUUAGGAACGGAUACAGUCAUUCAAGUAGCACAAACUAGAAAUGGAAAUGAAUACAACACGGAAAACGACGAAGAAAAUAAUUCAAUAGAUAAAUACACUAAUGCAACAGAAUUAAAUAAAGUGUUAGGAACAUUAGUAGAAGAAAAAAAUGUUAUAACACCAGAAAUUAAUUUAGUGAUCGAAGAUUAUAAUUCUUCGAUAAUUGAAUCCAGCAAAAUAAAACAAUGUGAUAAUAAUGAUUUAUUAAAUAAAAGUAUUUGCGCUGUUGAAGAAAGUGUAAUAUCUGCAAACGAACAAAAGUCUUCCAUAGUUGAUGUUAAUUCAAUAACAAUCUUGGAAGGUAAUAUUAGCAAGGGCAUCUUUGAAGAACAAAAUUGUGGAGACGAAAAUUUGAGUUCGUUAAAAAAUAAAAAUAAUGCUUCUGAUACAUUUGAAACUAACCAAGAUGUCAAUUUGGAUAAACAGUUACAAUACAAUUUACAACCAAAUGUAAAUCAAACUUUAACAACCGAUAAUAAACAAAUUGUUCCUAAUUGUACUGACUGUGAAAAUGUAAUGAACCCGAUAACAGAACAAAAUGUUCAUCAAACCGAAGAAUAUGUUCUUAUAAAAAAUGAUAAAAAUGAAAGUGAAUUAAUUAAUGAACAACAUUUAGAUAAUGUUCAACAGAAUUCUUUUAUUGUUCAAGAAAAUGACAUUUUACAACAGUCUAAUAAUGAAGUAAAAGAUGUCAAAGAAUUAAAUGAGCCAUGUGAUACCUUAUCUGAUAUGAAAUUGAAUAAUGAAAUAGAAUGUAUUAGUUCAAAAAUAGAUUUACCAUCAGAGAUAAUUUAUUCAAAAAAUGAUAUUGAUGUUACAAAUGCUAUCCAACAGUGUGUUUUAGAUGGUAAUAAGUGUGUUGAUUCUAUGUUGCCAGUUACUGAAUUGAUGACUCAACCAUUUGGGUCUACUGUACUAGACAAGCAGUUAGUAAAUACUAAUCAAAAUUUUGAAGAAAAUCAAAAUGCAGCGGAAAAAUCAAAACAAAAUGAAAAAAAUGAAAAUAGUUUUGAAAGUAAUAACAUUAUUGACGACAUAGUAGUUAAAUCUAAAAAUGAUCUAAUCAACGAUUUUAAAAGUUCAGUUAAUUUUACUUUAAAUGAAAAAGAAACAGUUUCCGAUGAGAAAAUUAAUUCUGAAAACAAAACGACUGAAAUAGUAAUGAACGAAGAAAAAGAGUCCAUCAAUACAUUCAAUAAAUCGUAUGAACAUUUAAUACAAUCUACUAUUUUCGAAAAUAAUGACACAACUCUAACGGAAAAUACAUUAACAAAUAGUGAAAUAAUUCCAUUGGAGAGCACACAAUCAAUUGAUCCAUGUAAAUUUGACGAAAAUGAAGUUGAAAUACAAUCCAAAGAAAAUGUAGAUUCCAGAUAUGAACGUAACGCAGUCUCAGAUGAUAAAGAAAAAAGGAUAAAUAAUUUGGAACAUUUAGAAGCUGAAAACGAAAUUAUAUACUUACCAGAUAGGAUGAUCAAUAAGGAUGAAGAAAAAUCCCCUAGUGAAAUUCAAUACAUACAAAAUAAUGAGACUAAAUCGAUUAAUAAAUCGACAAAUAUCGUCGUUGAACAAAUGACUGCUUUGAUAGGUAAUGAAACGAUUUCUGUAUCCAACGUUCAACCACUAGAUACAGUUGUUAUUGAUAUUGAAAAUACCAAAGAACAAGUGGCUGUAGAAGAUCAAAUCGAUACCGUAGAGAACAGUAAUGACCAGAGAGAUGAUGUGCAAGAAAUAUCAAAAACCAACAUUGCAAAAGUAGAUAAUUUAAAAAUACUUGCUUCGGAAAUAAACUGUUUACUCCUUGAUAAUGACCAAAUUCUAGAUUUCUUUGAUACCAAAAAUGACUUAGCUAAUAAUCAAGAUAUUUCUGAAAACAAUUUUGGAAAAUCAUUGGACGAUAAAAAUAAUUUAGGAGAGACAGAAGAUUUAAAACAUGAUGAAAUAAAUACCGAAGAAAUUAAAGAAGAAUUUAUAAAUUUAAAGGAUCUUGAGAUAUCAAAGAUUAAAUUAGAAACAAUUAUUGAUAAUAAUCUAAGAGUUGACUCUAACAAAAGUACAAAACAAAUAGAAAAUUCAACAUUUAAAAACCCAUCAAAGUUAGCAAUUGGUGAACUAAAUAUCUCAUCAGAAACUCCUGAAAGGGAAUGUUUAUCUAUCAAUAAAGAUAUUGAUGAUAUAAAUAUAGGAAGUUUGAAUUCCAAUAUUUCUGUAAAUGAAACUAUGCAGAUGACUAAUGCUAAAGUUGAUACUAUAGAUCAACGUGCAGAUAUUUCCAAAACUGUAACACAAAAUACAGCAGACGUCAGCAAGGAAAGAACAAAUGUAAUAACAAAAGAUUAUUCUGAUGAUAAUCAUAAUUGUGAUAGUACUUUAUCUAUAAGCGAAGUUCAAGAAAACAAGGAGAGAAAUACUACAAACGACAAUAAUGAAUAUGUACACUCCAAUAAAACACCUGAUACUAUAAAUAUUAAUGAAGAUACAUUGAUAAACAAAGGGAAAAUUAAUGAUGAGAUUAAUCUUGUUACUGCUCUUGAAAAUAAAGCCAGUCUUCUAAAUGAUUUUAUGUUUGAAAGUGAAAUUAGUGAUUUGCCUACAGAAGAACCAUUAAACAUUCUUUCUAUAAUGCCAAAACUGCAUUGUGUAGAAAAAAUUGCAGCUAAUGAAACUGAAUGCGUGAUGUUAGAAAAUGUAAAUGUCUUAAAACAAGCUGAACUCAAUGCUGCGGAAAAUAUUAACCAACAUGCAAAAGUGGAACACGAAUUAAACAUCGCUGCAAUCGGGAACAUAAUUAUAGAUUACGAUAGUAUAAAAGAAAAUUCUUUAACUGUAGGUGAAGAAAAAAAAAGUAUAGAAAAAGCAACUAUGGCUAUAACUUUGAACGACCAUUCGUUUGAAAUCGUGUCAACCAAUGUCGAUAUUUUGGAUGGGUGUAUUAAAGAUGUGAUGAUAAAAGAAGAACAGAUUAUAUAUUCAGACACUAAUGAGGCGUCUAAAAUUUCUACAAGAUCGACCAAACGUUUAAGUGAAAACGAUAAUCCUGAAGACAUAGCAGUUAAUAUACUAAAUGAUCAAAUUCAAAAUACAGAUAAUUUAGUCAAAGAAAAUGUAGAAACUAAAGUCGCAUCGUUAAAUAAAACAACAGAAAUAUUGAACGACGACGACACUCAUAAUCAAGAAAAUGUAGGUUUAAAUAAGGAGCAGAGCGAAUUAGCUGAUAAAUUACAACAAUCCAUAAAAAAUCCUAAUCAAAUAUUUGAAACGUCAAUGAUAUCUGUGGAAGAAAAUGAAUCCAUAGAUAAAGUUAAAAGUGAUGUUUUGAUUACAAAGAUCAAUACAACAGAUGAUGAAAAGACUAUAGAUAGAAAAGAUAUUGAGGAUAUAAAUCGGAAAUUGAGUGCAAAAUCAAAAGGAUCAACGACAAAUAAUAUUGGUGAAAGUGAAAAUAAAAUUGACACAAACAAAAUCAUUAAUGAAACUAUAGAUCUAUCAAAUAAAGAGCUGUCAGAUGAUAAUAAAAAUACUGAAAAAAUAGGAGUUGAAUUGAAUAACUUAGAUCCAGGAAUUGCUUCAGACAAUAAUAAAAAUCCAGAAGCAAUAAUUGAAAUUAGUACAAACAAUCAAAUAAAAUUGACAGAAAAUAUUGUAGAAAAAGAUAAGACAAAACGAGGAAGUGAGGAAAAUAAAUCAUGUGCUCAGCCAGAUGAUAAAAAAUCACCUUCACCCGAUACCACAAAAAGUAAUACUAAUAUAAGUGAAAUAAACAUUGACAAAACCAAAGUUAUCGGUAAAAGUAUCGAUGAAAUUAAUGAAAAAUUAUCAGAUAACAAUGAAGAUAUUGAAAAUGUUGGCGUGAAAUUGGAUAAAAUAAGUCAAGAAAAUGUUUCAGACAAUAAUAAAGCUUCAGAAGAAAUAAUUGAUAAAGACAUUUCAUAUGUUAAUAAAAAUCAAAAAGACAAUGAAAUUGGUUCAGACAAUCAAAUCAAAUCCACGGAAAAUGUUGUGGAAAACGACAAGACAAAAAGUGGAAGUAAGAAAAAGAAAUCAAGCCCUCAGCCAGAUGAUAAAAAAUCACCUUCACCCGAUACCACUGUAAGUAAUAUUAUUGGCAGUGAAAUCAACAUUGACAAAACAAAAGUUAUCGAUAAAAGUAUUGAAGAAAAUAAUAAAAAACUGUUGGAUGACAUGGUUAAAAUUACAUUGGAUAAAAUAGAACAUGUGAUUCCUCCAGACAAUAAUAAAGUUCCAGAAGAAAUAAUUGAAAAUUAUAUUUCAAAUAUUGAUGAAAAUGAAAAUCCGAAGGACAAUCAAAUUGCUAUAGACAAUCACAUAAGAUCAACAGAAAAUGUUGAAGAAAAAGACAAGACAAAACGUGGAAGUAAGAAAAAGAAGUCAAGCCCUCAAACAGAUUAUAAAAAAUCACCUUCACCAGAAUCAACAAAAAGUAAUACCAGUGUUGAUGAAUCAAACAUUGACACAACAAAAUUUAAUGAUGAAAGUAAUGAAAAAUUGUCAGAUAACAAUAAAGAUUCUGAAAAUGUUGGCGGUAAAUUGGAUAAAAUACUACCAGAAAUUGUUUCAGAAGAAAUAAUUGAAAAAGACGUUUCAAAUGUUGAUAAAAAUGAAAAUCUGAAGGACAAUCCAAUUGGUAUAGACAGUCAAAUAAAAUCAACAGAAAAUGUUGUGGAAAAAGACAAGACAAAGCGUGGAAGUAAGAAAAAGAACUCAAGCCCUCGACCAGAAGAUAUAAAACCACCUUCACCGGAUACCAUUAAAAGUAAUAUUAAUAUAAGUGAAAUAAACAUUGACGCAACAAAAGUUAUCGAUAAAAGUAUUGAAGAAAUUAAUGAAAAAUUGUCAGAUAACAAUAAUGGUUCUGAAAAUGUUGGCGGUAAAUUGGAUAAAAUACUACCAGAAAUUGUUUCAGACAAUAAUAAAGUUUCAGAAGAAAUAAUUGAAAAAGACGUUUCAAAUGUUGAUAAAAAUGAAAAUCCGAAGGACAAUCCAAUUGGUAUAGACAGUCAAAUAAAAUCAACAGAAAAUGUUGUGGAAAAAGACAAGACAAAGCGUGGAAGUAAGAAAAAGAAAUCAAGCCCUCAGUCAGGCGAUAAAAAAUCACCAUCACCGGAUACCAUUAAAAGUAAUAUUAGUGUUAAUGAAUUAAACAUUGACACAACAAACGUUAAUGAUAAAAGUAAUAAAAAAUUGUCAGAUACCAAAGAAGAUUCAGAUAACGUUGGCGUUAAAUUGGAUAAAAUACUACCAGAAAUUGAUUCAGAAAAUAAUAAAGUGCCGAAAGAAAUAAUUGAAAAAGACGUUUCAAAGCUUAAUAGAAAUGAAGAUCAGAAAAACAAUCAAAUUGAUACAGAUAAUCAAAUAAAAUCUGUAGAAAACGUUGUAGAAAAAGACAAUACAAAACGUGGAAGUAAGAAAAAGAAGUCAAGCCCUCACCCAGAAGAUAAAAAAUCACCUUCACCCGAAACCACAAAAAGUAAUAUUAGUGUUGGUGAAAUAAACAUUGACGCAAAAGUUAUCGAUAAAAGUAAUGAAGAAAUAAAUGAUAAAUUGUCAGAUAACAAAGAAGAUUCAGAUAAUGUUGGCGGUAAAUUGGAUAAAAUACUACCAGCAAUUGUUCCAGAUAAUAAUAGAGAUCCAGAAGAAAUAAUUGAAAAAGACGUUUCAAAUGUUGAUAAAAAUGAAAAUCCGAAGGACAAUCUAAUUGGUAUAGAAAGUCAAAUAAAAUCAACAGAAAAUGUUGUGGAAAAAGACAAGACAAAGCGUGGAAGUAAGAAAAAGAAAUCAAGCCUUCAGUCAGGCGAUAAAAAAUCACCAUCACCGGAUACCGUUAAAACUAAUAUUAGUGUUAAUGAAUUAAACAUUGACACAACAAACGUUAAUGAUAAAAGUAAUAAAAAAUUGUCAAAUAACAAAGAAGAUUCAGAUAAUGUUGGCGUUAAAUUGGAUAAAAUACUACCAGAAAUUGAUUCAGAAAAUAAUAAAGUACCAAAAGAAAUAAUUGAAAAAGACGAUUUACAUGUUAAUAAAAAUGAAAAUCAGAAAAACAAUCAAAUUGGUACAGAUAAUCAAAUAAAAUCUACAGAAAAUGUUGUGGAAAAAGAUAAGACAAAACGUGGAAGUAAGAAAAAGAAAUCAAGCCCUCACCCAGAAGAUAAAAAAUCACCUUCACCCGAAACCACAAAAAGUAAUAUUAGUGUUGGUGAAAUAAACAUUGACGCAAAAGUUAUCGAUAAAAGUAAUGAAGAAAUAAAUGAUAAAUUGUCAGAUAACAAAGAAGAUUCAGAUAAUGUUGGCGGUAAAUUGGAUAAAAUACUACCAGCAAUUGUUCCAGAUAAUAAUAGAGUUCCAGAAGAAAUAAUUGAAAAAGACGUUUCAAAUGUUGAUAAAAAUGAAAAUCAGAAGGACAAUCUAAUUGGUAUAGACAGUCAAAUAAAAUCAACAGAAAAUGUUGUGGAAAAAGACAAGGAAAAACGUGGAAGUAAGAAAAAGAAAUCAAGCCCUCACCCAGAAGAUAAAAAAUCACCUUCACCCGAAACCACAAAAAGUAAUAUUAGUGUUGGUGAAAUAAACAUUGACGAAACAAAAGUUAUCGAUAAAAGUAUUGAAGAAAAUAAUAAAAAACUGUCAAAUGAAAUAGUAGAAAUUAAAUUAGACAAAAUAAAACAAGUAAUUCUUCGAGACGAUAAUAAUGUCUCGGAAGAAAUAAUUGAAAAAGGAUUUUCAAAUGUUGAUAGAAAUGAAAAUCCGAAGGACAAUCCAAUUGGUACAGAUAAUCAAAUGAAAUCUACAGAAAAUAUUAUAGAAAAAGAUGAGACAAAACGUGGAAGUAAGAAAAAGAUAUCAGGCCCUCAGCCGGAUAAUAAAAAAUCACCAUCAUCUGACACCACAAAUAGUAUUAUUAGUGCCAGUGAAAAUAAAAUUGACACAAUAAUUAUCGAUGUAACAGUCGAAGACAAAAAUAGAAAAAUAUCAGAUAAUAAUAAAAACUAUGCAGAAGACGGAACUAUCGUAGAACCGGAAAUGGUUUCUGUUAAUAAUAAAAGUAUGAUAGAAAUAAUUGAAAAAGAUUUUUCAAAUAAUAAUCAAUCUAAAAAUCAAACUAACGGCGAAAUCAGUAUUGCCGAUAAAAUAAAAUCAACAAAAGAAGAUAAGACAAACCGGGAAUGUGAGAAAGAUAAAUCAAUCCCACUCGAUAAAAUAAACAAAAAAACCAAUGAAAAACUUGAAAUUAAUAACGAAAUUGAAAAAAACGAAAAUACGAUUUCAGAUUUAAGAGAAAAUUUCACUGAACAGUUACCUAACAGUAACAUACUAUUGGAAAAGAUGGAAAGAGGGCGCACUAUAAAAUCUUUAGAGAAUAAUAAUAUCGACACUAUUGAAAAGAGCAAAAAAAAUAUAAUUGAUACACAUUUAGUAACAAAUCCAGACAAAAGUGUGACGGAUAAUGAUAAAAAAGAACGAGGAAGUGUAAAACAAGGAACGAGUACUAAAUCACCUUUAAUGGAAAAAUCUGUAAAAACGGACACAAUAGUUAACGAAAAUGUUGAUGUAAAACCAAAAGAUAAUACCACACAUUUUCUUACAAACAACAAAAAGGUACGAACAUUGAGUGGGAUGACUGAACAUGACGUUAUCGACGUACCGGAAAUCCGAAGCUCGGAUAAACGUCCAGUUAAUCGUUAUCUACUGGACGUGACUGACGCACUUAAGUCACGCCCAAAUAGCCUGGCGUACAGAUCCUUGACGCCGGACCCACUGACUUCGUACAGAUCCUUGACGCCUGAUCAUAUGAGCUCAUAUAGAUCUCUAACGCCGGAGUGUCCGUCCUACAGAUCAAGUUUAACACCGAGAUCUAAGUACACAAUAUCGUCAAGAUUUGCGGGUUCAUCAGACAGAGAUCUAUACGGUGGCAGCAGCAGUAGCCGCAGCAGCAGAAGCAGCAGUCGAUCGACGAGUCCUUAUCCGCCAGAGUCGAGGAUUUCGGCCCGAAGUCUUUGGCCGCCUACCAACUUGGCGGCGUACCGGUGCCUUUCGGAGACAUCAAUUCCUCUCAGUCCAAGGCGUAUGGAAGUAGAGGCAACUUCUGGUUGGCCACACACGAGCUAUGGUGUGACCACUCGGAGACGCAGGGGCUCUGACAGUUUCCUGCACGAUUCAGGAGUACGAGACGGAGGUUAUUAUUCGAGUUGGAGAUUAUCUGACGGCCGAACAGCAACACACAGUGCUACCGAAGACCUUUACCGGGCAAAGGAAGCGUUCAAAGGUCUGUACUUUUGCGUUCGGAUGAUAGAUCAAACAGUGUCAUCCGGCGCUCGGGUUAAGUUCUGGUGCAGCGUUAUCGGCCAUCCAGAACCGCGUGUUCAGUGGUAUCGAGAUGGUCAGAAACUCAACAGUUUCACGUACAAUUCUUCCGCAAGGUAUCAGACAAAAUACGACGGAGGUUUGGCCCAAUUGAUCGUCGACAACGCCCAAAGUGGUGAUUCCGGCGAGUACACGUGCGUGGCCACCAACGGCCGUGACCGAAUAUCAACCACCGGAUUUCUGACGGUGUACACGUCGCCGUCGGUUUUCAGGAAACCUCUUCUACAGCCAUCGCUGUCUGUCGAAGGUACCGAGUCCGGCCGUGGACUUUACUCUCGGACCAGCCACGAUUUCCGGUUAUCUGCAAACGACAAGUUCGAUUUCGGCUGCCAGAAGUUUGGCGGGGACUUGGCCACUAGGCGCCCUGAGUAUCCAAAGUUCGUGUCCAGUAUAAUCGCUGACGACGUGGCGACUUAUGGUGGUACGAUUGCCCUCCAGGUCCGGGUGCAAGGUUCCCCAGUGCCUAAUGUUACGUGGAUGCGCGAAUCUAAACCACUACCGCGGUUAUCGGGCAAGUACGUCUACCUGGAUGAGGGUGGGCUGUACACGCUGCUGGUAAUGGACAGCACGGCCGGUGAUGGCGGAAAGUACGUGUGCCGCGCGUGCAACCUUUACGGGGUGGCGGACACGGAAAAGGCAGUUAGGGUGGUGUCACCGCAGGACUACACAGACCGCAGGGGCGUGAAACCGGCCAUUAUCGUGUCAAGACCUAACGACCGGCUGAAUGUGGCCGUCGGCGAGGACAUUACCGUCACCCUCCGGGUGGCUGGUGAACCGAAACCCAAAGUCAUAUGGAUGAGAGGUUCGAGGGACGUGACAUUCCUCGACCGAUCGCUAAAGGAGACGGUCAACGACUACGUGAUGCUGUCGAUCAAAAAGGCUCAACCGUCGGACGCCGGGACGUAUUUUAUUAUAGCUAAAAACGUGUACGGAUCUGAUAGGGCGUUUGUCACCGUCGGGGUGAGGAAACGUGCGAGAUCGUUGACACCGCCGCAAAUCAGAAAUACGAUCGGCCGGUGGUUUGGGCCGACGGGCGGCGGCGGUAGAGGAGGCUGCGCAAACAACGAGGUUCCGGGCCCCGUGCGCAGCGAACCGACGGUGACCGACCGGACCAACAACCGGAUAUCGUUGCAGUGGGAUAGACCGGAAAAACCGGAAACAGUGCUCGUCUACAGGGUGGAGACGCGAUCGGUGGAUGAGGAAUGCUGGCGGCAGGUCGGAAUGACUCCCACAAACACCAUAGACGUGUACAACCUGAAACCGGGUUACCGGUAUCAGUUCCGCGUAGCGGCCCGCAACAGGUUUGGAUGGAGCCAGCCAGUAGCCAGCGAGGGGUAUGUGGACGUUUUCGAGCCGAAGUGUCUACCGGAAUUCCGUCAACCAUUGCCUGGGCAAACCCGGGUCUUACUGCGGCACAGUGCAACUUUACAGUGUCACGUGCGAGGUGUUCCGGAGCCGCGGGUGAGGUGGUUCAAAGACGGCGAACCUUUGCUGGCGUCGGACAGACAUGCGGUCGGGCGCACGGAUGGAGGAAAGUGUACGCUGACGAUCGCGGACGCGGUUGACUGUGACGCGGGUCGGUACUCUUGCGAAGCCGUCAACGACCAGGGGAGGGUGUGUACGUUGACCGUCGUCCAAGUGAUAGCCAACCGCAAGAUUGUGGAGGCGGAACGGAGGCUUCAAGGGUGUCUGAUGAAAAACAAUGACUUCAAAGAAUCGGCGCCGGUAUUUACUAAACAUCUGAUCGACCGAAGAGUGGAUAUCAAUUCUACUGUCCGGUUGUCGUGUCAAGUUAACGGAUUACCCACGCCGUUAGUUCUGUGGUACAAGGAUGGUCGGCCAGUAGACUUUGCGAGUGGAACGGAGGGUGACAGGAAACCGCCGGUCAGGGACGAUUCGAACGACUUCUACACCCUGGAGCUGACCAGAGUCAAGUACGACGACAGCGGUACUUAUGCGGCGGUGGCGUCCAACGCGAUCGGGAAGGCAUCCACACGGUGCGUGUUGGAAGUGUUCAACAAGAACCGCACCGAUCCAGCGGUACCGUCGUUCGUUUUCGGUCUACCGCCGACCAGCGAAGCUGUGGACUCGAUCGUUUUGAGUGCACAAAUCGACGCGUACCGUCCCGUCAAAGUCGAAUGGUUCAGAGACGGAAUUCAAUUGAGAAAUGGACGGAGAGUAGACAUAAUUACUGAUCACGACGGAAACCUAGAACUGAGGAUAGCGUGUGUAACAAACCGGGAUUCAGGUACUUAUAUGUUGAGAGUGUCUAAUGACACUGGCACGGUAGAAAGUCGUUGCGAAGUCAAUGUGGUGGAACGUGAACAUAAAGACACAGGGAUGGAGCAGAUCUCUUUGAUUAAUCAUUUAUAUUCAAAAAAACCAAAGUUCGUCGUAAAACCAAAAUUUCAAGAAGUAGAAGAAGGCCAAGAAGUGAUAAUCGAUUCAGAGAUCGUGGGUGAUCCAUUGCCGAAGAUCACGUGGCUCAGGGACGGUUUAAAGCCGGAAUAUUAUCGCGACAAUUCAGAGUUUUUGUGCGUAUCUAACGGAAAUCGUUAUCAGCUGAAAAUUCCUCACGCCAAACUCACACAUACGGGGACGUACACGUUACUGGCCUCCAAUCCGCAUGGACAGAUCAAAGCGCUAAUAUCUCUCCAAGUCUACUCGACAGGACACUGCAAGAAAAAAAUGGAAAAUGGGACCAACCACGCAACGGUGGAAAGGUUACCGAGAAUAAGUCGAGGGCUGGUCGACAUCGAGUGCCGGGAGAACGACAGCGUUUCGUUCGAGUGCAAGUUGAACAUAACGCAAGAGACGGACAUUAGAUGGCAAAAAGACGGCAAAUUGGUGAGAUUAGGCAAGCACAUUAAGUCUCAGCUGGUCGACGGCGAUACGGCUCGUCUCGACAUAUCCACUGCGAGUCCGCUGCACGAAGGACUAUACACGUGCACAGCUUUCAACGAACUGGGCCAAGACUCGACGUCGGCGCGACUGGUACUGUUGUCGGAUUCGCAAGACACCGCCAAGGCACCCCAGUCGAACGGACAGCGAAAUACCAUGCUAAAUUCACCAAUACUAGCAGGUGAAACUAACGACAGAUGUACCAAACGGUUGAAGCGAAGCAGCGGCCCCAAAUUUUACGCCGUACUUCACGACCGGAUCGCCGACGUCGGUGAAACUGUUCGGUUCCUGUGCAGCGUGUCAGGUCACCCACCGCCGUGGUCGUCGUGGGAGAAGGACGGCCAGCCAAUCGGCGUCAAUAGCAGGAUGAGGAUUCGCGAGGACGACGACCACCGGUCGUUGGAGAUAUGCGACGUCACCUCCGACGAUGCAGGUCUCUAUCGAAUCACCGUCGAGAACAAAUUCGGAAAAAUCCAAGCCACGGCCCGGCUCGAAGUGUUGACACACAAUCAAACCACAAACGACGUUCAAAUCACAUCAUCAUCUAACGGCAGGAGACAGUCCGGGUCGGCUGCUUGUGCGGGUGAAAAUUUUACUCUCAGCUGUGACAUAAGGGGGAACUCCAUGUCUGACGUUACCUGGUAUAAGGACGACGAGAAAAUCAAGCCCGACGGCAGGGUGACUUCGUCCCUAGACGAUCUGGCGGCCAGACUUUCGAUAUCGAACUUGGAGUUGGUGGACACGGGUGUGUACACGUGUGUGGCGAGGUGCGAGUCCGGCGUCACCAGGUGCUCGACAGAAUUGUGCGUGUUCGACACGAAACCAGCCACCGACUCGUAUCUACAACCUCCGAUAUUCGUCGAGGGUCUUGUUCCUAAACGCACCGCCGACGAAGGCGAACCGGUCCAGUUGACCGUAAGACUCCAAGGUGCAGUUCCUAUGAGCGCCUCGUGGUUUAAAAACGACGUGCCCGUUCCCGACUGCACGGACUUUGAGUACGUGGUGGCCGACGACCGUGGCGAAUUCGGCCUGUCAAUUACCGACCCUUUUGUCAAGGACAGCGGCACUUAUAGUUGCAAAGUGGCCAACUCGUUUGGACAGGCCGUGUCAAGCGGACAACUCGUCAUAAACGAAAUGUCCAGCGAACAACAGGUGCCAACGGUCGCCGAACUGAACAACAAUCUGCAGGACGUUGGAGAAAAGACCGCGAGCGAUUCCACGGUCGUCACCGGAACCGCACUUCCGGCAUCCAUACUCAGGGGGCCAUGUGACACGACCGUCCUGCGUGGCGCCAAAGUCGUCUUGGAGACGUCGUACCAGGGCGAUCCCGAACCAUGCGUCCAGUGGCUCAGAGCGGGCAAAGUGUUGGAGUCCAACGCGCAUCUGUGCAUAACCAACGGGCGCGGCGUGUCCAGUCUGACGAUCGACUCGAUCACGGCCGACGAUUGUGGCAAGUACGUCGUUCGCGUCGACAACGGACACGGCAACGAUUUCCACUACGCCUCUGUCGCCGUCGAAGGACCUCCGGACCCACCGGCAGGCAGACCUGUUGUCUCCGUGUCAGAGACUAGUGCGGACGUAACGUGGUCCAGUCCGGCGUAUGACGGCGGGUGUAUGGUCACCGGUUACGGCGUGGAAGUCCGACCGUUCAAUCAGUCCGAUUGGAAACUAGUGGCCGACAAGUGUCACUCGUUAUCUCACAUUGUCCGGGGUCUGGCACCCGGCGAGUCUUACGUGUUCAGAGUCCGAGCGGAAAACAUGCACGGAUCGAGCGAGGCCAGCUUAGAAUCCACACCGGUGUACAUACUGCAAACUGAUUAUGGAAAUACGCUUUGGCCAAAAACAGUAAACAUAGACGACGGUGAACUAUUUGAUGAGCAAUACGAAGUACUGGAUGAACUUGGAAAAGGCAGAUAUGGGGUCGUGUAUAAAGUUAAAGAACGUGAGACCAACAAAUUUUACGCUGCCAAGUUCGUCAGAUGCAUCAAGUCAUCGGACAAGGAAAAAGCCCAAGAAGAAGUGGACAUAAUGAACUGUCUGCGACACCCGAAACUCUUACAGCUCGACGCGGCUUUCGACAAGCCAAGAGAAGUGGUCUUGGUCACCGAAUACAUUUCUGGUGGUGAACUGUUCGAAAGAGUGGUGGCCGACGACUUCACGCUCACAGAAAAAGAUUGCAUUCUGUUCACCAGACAGAUAUGCGAAGGCGUGGACUACAUGCACAAGCAGAACGUCGUGCACUUGGAUUUAAAGCCGGAAAACAUCAUGUGCCAGUCGCGGACCUCGCACUCCGUCAAGCUCAUAGACUUCGGGUUGGCGCAGAAAAUCGUACCGGGGCAGCCGAUGCGAGUGCUGUUCGGCACGCCCGAGUUCAUCCCGCCCGAGAUCAUCGGCUACGAGCCCAUCGGCCUCGAAUCGGACAUGUGGUCCGUGGGAGUGAUCUGCUACGUGCUACUGUCCGGUCUGUCACCGUUCAUGGGCGACAACGACCCCGAAACGUUCACCAACAUAACGAAAGCCGAAUUCGACUUCGACGACGAGGCUUUCGACGCCGUCUCUCAGGACGCCAAGGACUUCAUAAGCGCGCUGUUGAUCAAACGCAAAGAGUUAAGACUUACUGCCAGGGAAUGUCUGAAACACAAAUGGCUGGCGCAACAGGACAUGGACAUGAGUUGCGUGAUCCUGAGCACGGAUAAACUUAAAAAGUUCAUCAUCCGACGAAAGUGGCAGAAAACGGGCAACGCAAUCCGUGCUCUGGGCAGGAUGGCCACUCUGUCAGCGGCUAGCAGACGUGGUGUCAGCGGAGGUAGCAGUGCUGGAGGAGGAGGUGGUGGAGGAACGGGAGGUGGAUGCGGAACCGUAAGCGUUUUACAAAAGUUAAAAAUGACUUGUCUGAGAGAAGAAGAGUCGGCCGGCGAGGCACCUUCGGAAACUCUACAAGAAAUGGCGAUAACCGAAACAACGAAAAAUGGCAGUGGCCAUAGAUCUUGUGACGCUCGCAGCGACAGUGGAUUUAGUGAUUGUCCAUCUUUAGCGUCACCUACUGCGACGCUCGUCCGGCCGGCAAAAUGUCCAUCGGCCAUAUCCGAGGAAACGCCACCGGUUUCCGACCAGGAUCGUUCUCCUCCACCACCUUCUCGUCGUUCUCCUUCCCUCACUACUCAUCGUUCUCCUUCUCCCGUCACUCAUCGUUCUCCAUCUCCACCACUCCCUGGUCGUCCUUCUUCUCCAGCCACUCGUCGUCCUUCUUCUACAGCCACUCGUCGUCCUCCUUCUCCCGCUACUCAUCGUCCCACGUCUCCCACCUCUCGUCGUCCUACUUCUCCCGCCACUCGUCGUCCUUUUUCACCCUCAACCCGGAGACCCUUGUCUCCUACAACACGUGGUUCAUCUUAUACAACAACUCGUGGACCGUCUCCUCUGGCAACUCAUCUCCGUUCUCCUCUUCCGCGAAACCGUCGUGACGCCACUCAUCCCGUUCAUGACGUACCACUGCCCGCAGGUACUGGAGUCAGUGGCAUGUGCAAGACAAACCGGAUAAUCUUCGACAACGGACGGCGUGACGGCAAUGCAUCAUCGCCUGGUAUUGGCGGCGGCGGCGUUCAGCGUAAGGAACCCAUUCGUAUACAGACGGCCGACAAUUUCCAAAAGGCUAUCGCCUUUUGGAAACAAUAAAGUAUUAUAUUAUUUUGUAACAAUAUAUGGUGAUUACGUCACCCUCUUAGAUCGGGUGUGUUUUUUUUUUAACUAAUCAUAAUAAUAUGCUAUUAUCGAACUAUUAUUAUACAUUCAUUAUUAUACCUACCUGCAUAAUAUUAUACCGUCUUGGAUAGUAAGACAUCUCGUUUACACUUUUCAACUGUUUUUUUUCUUAAAUUUACUUUUAUUUUAUACUUUAGAUAUGAUAUUUUACGUGUUAUUUCAUUAUUGCCAAAGCUUAGACAUUUAAUUUAUAAGUGUACAUAUUAAUAUUAUUAUCACAUAGCGGUUUGAUAUAAUUCGAUAAAUCGUUUUUCGCAUUUCAUUAUACACAAGUGCCAUUGACCGUAAGCCGUUUAUACAAAUAUAUUAUUUACUAUUUUAUUAUUAUAUUUAUAUACAUUAUACAUAAACAUACCUAUUUUAUCCAUCAUCGUGGCUCACUCAUUAUCACCAAUAGGCCCGUGUUAUUGUUAUAUCAUAAAGGUGUCUUUAAUAACAACAUUUUUGUAAGUCUGCUUUUUAUUGUUCACCAUCCGGAUGUAUGUAUUUUUUAUGUUCUUUUUCGUGUGUAAACUUUUACAAUAAAUUAUACAUAUAUACUUAGCA
Messenger RNA from Acyrthosiphon pisum (pea aphid), 21673 nucleotides. RefSeq names its product titin. Gene Ontology annotation, biological process: protein phosphorylation. Gene Ontology annotation, molecular function: ATP binding; protein kinase activity; protein binding. The record is from RefSeq and is a predicted model, not a curated record. The coding region runs from base 314 to 21040 and encodes 6908 amino acids. The transcript is spliced from 43 exons. NCBI's taxonomy places the organism in Eukaryota, Metazoa, Arthropoda, Insecta, Hemiptera, Aphididae.